UGUAAUGGUCGUUUAGUUCAUUUUAUAAUCUAACAACAAUACUGCCCACUCUUCUAGCUGUAAUGGUCGUAUAGUUCAUAUUAUAUUCUAACAACAAUACCUGGCCACCCUUCUAGAUGUAAUGGUCGUUUGGUUCAUUUUAUAAUCUAACAACAAUACUGCCCACUCUUCUAGCUGUAAUGGUCGUAUAGCUCAUAUUAAAAUCUUGAAAUUCUAACAUGCCCCCCAUAAAUGACUUGGCCAUGACAUCAGAGAGUAAUCUUUCAAGUCCCAGUCUCGUUAUAUUUAGAAAAUUUAACUUUCUAGUUUUCUUCUACAUGUUAAUAAUUCUCCUGAUAGCCAACAUUACCACAUGUACAAUCCGGGGCUACAGAGAGUCCCUCCCUUACCUCCGUGUCAACAUCAUCCUCAUCCUCAACUACUAUCUUGUGGAAAUCUUCAAUGCUUUUGUCAGUGUUGUGUGUUGUGCGAGCAUGGUGAGUUCCAUCAUGUCCCUGCCUUACUGGUUAGCUUUCUCACUAGAGCUAGUAGAUGUUUACCUAGUAUACCUCUCCUUAGGGUUGUCAACAACAAUCUCCGUCUCCAGGCUUCUAAUGAUUAUCAAGUUUGACAGAAUGAUUGAGCUUGAACCAGAACAGCUAUCCCAGAGAAUUCUUGGAUUUCUCGUCAUCAUCUUCACAAUCAUCAUGGGCUUCCCAGCAUAUGUAGCUUACACUCAAGAGGCUGUGUCCCCGCAAGUGGUGUACUACACCGUUUGGGAAGAACCCACAGCCCCUCAUCCUUACCUCGCCUGCUUUACAAUAGUGUGGACAAUCUGUGUACUUACCACAGUGGGGCCGUACCUAUUUGGAAAAUAUUAUCUCAAGAAAUACCACAUCUUGAGAAUGGAGUUCGAGAAUAGAGAUGAAGCAAAGAACAUCAUCAAUAUGAGAUCUGUUAUCAAAACCGUCCUCUUUACAAGCUUCUUCGUAGUUUCAAUUGUAGUACUGCGUUUCUUUGCAGAUCAAAGCAUUUUCCCUUAUGGCCUUAUGAUGGGGGUCCUAGUGUUCACUAUGUAUUUGGUAAAAUUUUCCCAAAAUCCCAAAAUCAAAGAGUAUUUCUUCCACAAGCUGACCCAAAAAAAGACAAUUCUUCAGGAGAACUACUAUACCAUUCUGAGCUCUAGAAUAUUGAACCUUAGAGCAAACAAAGUUGGAGUCCUGAAUUAGAUAUUUAAAUUUGUUGAUUAGUAUUUAAUUCUUGGAAAUCUGCAUAAAUAUUUGAACCAAAUAUCU
This is a messenger RNA of Eurytemora carolleeae, 1274 nucleotides long. RefSeq lists its product as uncharacterized. NCBI's taxonomy places the organism in Eukaryota, Metazoa, Arthropoda, Copepoda, Calanoida, Temoridae. The transcript has 5 exons. Bases 219 to 1208 code for a protein of 329 amino acids. The record is from RefSeq and is a predicted model, not a curated record.